AUGGGUGUUACAAUUAGAAGAGCAACAAUCGAAGACGUCCAGGCGAUGCAAAAUGCUAAUUUGCUCAAUUUGCCUGAAAAUUAUGAAUUGAAAUACUACAUGUACCAUAUUUUAUCGUGGCCUCAAGCCAGUUUUGUGGCCACCACCUAUGACCCAGAAGACUAUCACAGUACGUUGGAUGACGAAGAUGAAGAAACCGAAGUUCUUGCUGAAUCAAAUGGUACUGGCUUCCUUGACACCGUUCAAGAUCCCAAGGGUGAUACAGCAUAUAUCAGGAAAGGUGAAAAAAUUGUUGGUUACGUUUUAGGAAAAAUGGAGGACGACCCAGAUGCCGAAGACAAGACUCCCCACGGACAUGUGACGUCUUUGGCAGUGAUGAGAACUUACAGACGAAUGGGAUUGGCCGAAAAGUUGAUGAAACAAUCGUUGUAUGCCAUGUGUGAAUGUCUUCGAGCAGAGUACGUUUCGCUACAUGUGAGGAAAUCUAACCGAGCAGCAUUGCAUUUAUAUCGUGACAGUUUGAAGUUUGAGGUGUCUUCUAUUGAAAAGUCGUACUAUCAGGAUGGUGAAGAUGCAUAUGCCAUGAGAAAGGACUUGAAACUUGAAGAAAUGCUUCCGUAUCAUGGCCACAGUGAAGUUGAUGAUUUGACGCUGGACUUAAUCUAA
This is a messenger RNA of Clavispora lusitaniae ATCC 42720, 666 nucleotides long. Its product is annotated as peptide alpha-N-acetyltransferase complex A subunit. The record is from RefSeq and is a predicted model, not a curated record. NCBI's taxonomy places the organism in Eukaryota, Fungi, Ascomycota, Pichiomycetes, Serinales, Metschnikowiaceae. Gene Ontology annotation, cellular component: NatA complex. Gene Ontology annotation, molecular function: protein N-terminal-serine acetyltransferase activity; protein-N-terminal-glutamate acetyltransferase activity. Gene Ontology annotation, biological process: N-terminal protein amino acid acetylation.